AUGAUACCCGGAGGCUUAACUGAAGCCAAACCUGCCACUCCAGAAGUCCAACAAAUUGCUAAUGAGGUUAAAUCACAGCUUGAAGAAAAAACAAAUGAGAGUUAUGAAGAAUUUGAAGCUAUAGAAUACAAAACUCAAGUGGUUGCUGGGAUUUUUUACUACAUUAAGAUUCGAACUGGUGAAGAUACUUAUAUCCACAUCAAAGUACUCCGAAGUCUUCCUCAUGAAAACCAACCUUUGAAACUCAGUGGUUACCAGACUGACAAAUGCAAGGAUGAUGAGAUAACAGGCUUUUAG
Suncus etruscus (white-toothed pygmy shrew) is the source of this 297-nucleotide messenger RNA. RefSeq names its product cystatin A (gene CSTA). Bases 1 to 297 code for a protein of 98 amino acids. Gene Ontology annotation, cellular component: cytosol. The transcript is spliced from 3 exons. The record is from RefSeq and is a predicted model, not a curated record. Gene Ontology annotation, molecular function: cysteine-type endopeptidase inhibitor activity. Lineage: Eukaryota; Metazoa; Chordata; Mammalia; Eulipotyphla; Soricidae.